UGACAACUAUCGAUAUAUUGAUAUUUUGAUAUCAACAACUAUUUGCUCCCCAAUUUGACAACCAAUUUGGUGAUUUUUUUUCACUUGGAAACCCGAGCAGGCCACGAACGUUUAUUGAAAUAAUAACAAAAAAUGGCGCUGCGCUAAGAUCAACACUUUCAUCCAACCCGCCCCGCCAGGCGAAGAAAGUAGCUGUAGCAGCGCCACUGCGAUUCCCCCUGCGAGUGUUUCUGUUUGGCCUCCAUUGCAUUGUCACCAGAGGCAAUAGUGCGUGAAUCACUAUACAACAUCGCCGAUAAGAGAAGGAGCAGCUCCACAAUAGCACAGUCAUCGAACUCGGUCAGUCCGCGUCCGGUCGGUUUGGAAGUCGCCCAAACUCCAAGGGACCUCCGAGCCCUGCACGAAAUUGUAACACAAAUAAACAGCAUGGGAAACGACGACCACCGACGGAGGAAGACGCCUUGCGGAUUCUGCAUGGCCGUCUUCAAGUGGAUACCAGUGCUGUUCAUCAGUGCUGUGAUAGCCUGGUCCUACUACGCCUACGUCGUGGAACUAUGCAUCCAUAACUCGGAGAACCGGAUAGGAAUGAUAUUUAUGUUAAUUUUCUACCACAUUUCACUGACACUGUUCAUGUGGUCCUAUUGGCGCACCAUCAUGACCUCCGUGGGACGCAUACCCGAGCAGUGGCGGAUACCGGACGAGGAAGUUAGUCGGCUGUUAAGGGCCGACAGCCAAGAGGCGCAGAAGCGGAUACUCAACAAUUUUGCGCGCAAUUUGCCAGUGACAAAUCGAACAAUGAACGGCUCUGUGCGAUUCUGUGAGAAGUGCAAGAUCAUCAAACCGGAUCGUGCUCAUCACUGCAGCGUCUGCAGCUGCUGUGUACUGAAGAUGGACCAUCACUGCCCGUGGGUUAACAACUGCGUUAAUUUCUACAACUACAAGUUCUUUGUACUGUUCCUUGGCUAUGCGCUGGUCUACUGCCUCUACGUUGCCUUUACCACGCUGCACGAUUUUGUGCAGUUCUGGAAGGUAGGUGCCUACGAAAAUAAUGGUUACUCGGCACAGGGCCAGUUGAACGGCGGCGGAAUGGGUCGAUUCCACAUCUUGUUCCUGUUCUUUAUUGCCAUUAUGUUUGCCAUAAGUUUGGUGAGUUUGUUUGGAUACCACAUCUACUUAGUUCUUGUUAAUCGAACAACGUUGGAGUCCUUCAGAGCGCCCAUCUUCCGCGUUGGCGGGCCGGAUAAGAAUGGCUAUAACCUGGGUCGUUAUGCCAACUUCUGUGAGGUGUUCGGCGACGACUGGCAGUACUGGUUCCUACCCGUCUUCUCCAGUCGCAGUGACGGCUACAGCUUUGCAACCUCCAGUGACCAGAAUCGAGGAUAUGCCGCCUCGCCCGUCCAGCGGUACGAUGCCAUGGGGGAGACAGCGACAAGCAGGUUAGAUGGCAACCCGACAGAUAAGUUGAUUGACGCUAUUCCCCUCGACACCCUAACCAACAACCAUAACCAUCACCACCAAUCACCUCAUCAAGUAAGAGACACCAGCGUCAGAGCCGGCGAACAGGACGCAGUUCAUCCGCCCCGGGACGUUCUGAAGGUGGAGGGUCUGGCCAACGGAACAGCUACGUCUAGCCAGACGAGAGAUGGAGUCGCCAAUGGAUCGACCGUGGUCAUAGACAUGGUCGGGGAUCAAGAACGGUCCGCCAAGGAGAUCUCAGCCCGGCCGCCGAACGGCGAUCUGCCCGUUUGAGUUUCUGUAGCGUAGAGAUGUAUGUUAUUUUGUAAUAUAAACUGCCAGAUUUGUUGCACCAGCAGUUGCCCACUAUGUUACCUCUAAUAUGCGUUUCGUGAACUGUAUUAGCUAUUUAAAUGACUGGGACCAGGCACCACCCCACCUCGACGGUGCAAUACAUUAAGCAAUAUGUCAUUUGUAUCUUGCGAGCAUUUAUUUAUGUUUGAAUCAAUCGAAUUUUUAAUCAGAACCGACUGUUGCAAUUUGAUGAGGGAUAUACAAUACAUUUAAUCAACGAAUCACCCAUGUAGAUAUCGGGAGAAAUCUCCAAGACUUGAACUAAAUGCUAAGCUAUGAGAUUUCAAAGUAACACAUAACACACAUACACCUUAUACCAUACACCUUUUAAUUUUAGGCAUUUCGAUUUGCUUUUAAUUCAAUAUUUAAUAAUUAAUUAUUGUAGUUAGAUAGUUACUGUUUGCCAGUUGAUUUUUAUACCUUUUUGAUUUUUGUACACUUUUUAUCUAAUAUAUUAUAUAUACUCUAUGGAUCGAAUUAUUGUAAGAGUGAAGAACUUGAUUUGGACGCAAAAUAUACAUAAAAUAACAACAAA
Messenger RNA from Drosophila ananassae, 2344 nucleotides. RefSeq names its product palmitoyltransferase ZDHHC20-B. Gene Ontology annotation, cellular component: Golgi apparatus; endoplasmic reticulum. Gene Ontology annotation, biological process: peptidyl-L-cysteine S-palmitoylation; synaptic vesicle maturation; protein targeting to membrane. The record is from RefSeq and is a predicted model, not a curated record. Gene Ontology annotation, molecular function: protein-cysteine S-palmitoyltransferase activity. The transcript has 7 exons. Lineage: Eukaryota; Metazoa; Arthropoda; Insecta; Diptera; Drosophilidae. Bases 427 to 1749 code for a protein of 440 amino acids.